GGGCUCGGCGCCCUCGUCCCCGAGCACGGCCUCGCCGCCCCGCCCGGCGUGCAGACGGCUCGCGUCCCUCGCGGUGCCCCGGACCGGGGGCGGCCCGCCGGGCGCGGCCGACGACGCCCAGGGCGAGGAGGGCCCGCACCUCGAGGAGGCGGACGGCGCGGAGGACCGGCGCCAGCGCGCGGUGGAGUCGGCCCUGGCCUGGGCGGCCCCCGCCCACCACGGCUACGCGCGGGGGGGGGACUACGACGACCCGCCGCCCCUCGAGGCGUGGGGCGACGAGAGCUCGGAGCUGCUGGCCCCCUCGCGGAGCGAGAACCGGGAGCUGGAGGAGCCCCUGUCCGCCCGCCGGCGCUUCCAGUUCGGGGUGCUGCAGCGGCUGGCCGCGCUGGAGCGCGGGGAGCAGGCGGAGCGCCCGCGCGGCCGCGCGAGGCGCAGGAAGGGCUUCAGGUUCCCGGAGGACCAGCCCAUCCGCGUCCGGGUGCUGGACGUGGACGCGCUUCCCCUCCAGGACCUGCACCAUGCCUUCAUGCACACCUUGGUGAGGCGCCGUCCCGCCGAGAUCUGCAUCCGCGUCGCGUCGCGUGUGGGCGAGUUCCGUGACAGCUACGGCCAGACCGCCUACGAGAACAUGCUGCGCGACUGCGGCCUCCUCUUCGGCUCGCGGCACGGCCCCGAGCUCCUGGCCCUCUUCGCGCGCUGCCACUCCACCAUCUCGGUGCCGUUCAUGCUGGACUACACCCGCCGCUUCGGGACCUUCUCUCGCGCGUUUCUGGCCGGCAAGGUGGACCAGAGCCUCCGGCCGGGCUUCUUCGACUUCAUGAGGUACCAGGCCAACGGCGGUGUGCGAGCGCUUCCCUCGGUCGUGUCCAAGCCCUGGGCCCUCAGCAGCUACUCGCGGCUGAUGGUGAAGAGCGCCAUCCGGAGCUACAUCUUCGAGCAGCUCGCCAAGCACGGGCACAUACCGCCCGAGGACCGCCCGACGGUCGCCGACGACCUGCCCGCGGAGGCGCGCGCGGCGGAGAGCCUCAGCGCGGCCGGGGCGCUGCGGGUCGAGGCGCCCCGCGACCUGGCGGCCGAGGCCGGCGCGGGCCGCCCGGCGGCGCCGGGCGGCGGCGCGGCGGCGGCGCGGCGGCGGGGCCACGGGGGCCGGCGCCCGGCGCCGGACGCGGUGGUCGAGAGGCCCGCGCUGCUGGAUGCCAUCAUGGCCGCCGAGCACUCCGGCAUCGGCUGGGACCAGGCCGCCCAGGAGGGCCGCCUGCGCAGCGGCGGCGCCGCCGCGCCGGCCUCCGGCCAGGGCGGGGCGGCGGAGGAGGACUCGGACGAGGGCGCGUGGACGAGCGACGGCGAGGAGGAGCUCGAGGAGCAGGAGGGUGCGCAGGAACUGGAUGACCUGCCAGGCCUCGACGCGAUGUCGGCGGGCAAGGGCGACAGCCGCUUCGCCCUCCAGUUCGAGCACGUGGUGCCCGACGCCGCCCUCGGGGCGGGCGACGCGCUGGUGGAUCCCAGGGCGGCAGCCGGCGCCCGCGGGGCCGGCGGUGGCGGCUUCCCGGACGAGCUGGUGCUCCCCCACAGGUGCUGGAGCCGCAUCCGGCGCACCUUCUUCCGCCACGAGCACCGCGCCUACCGCCUCGUCGAGGGGCAGUGGACGCAGGUGCCGGACCCGCGCGGCCCGCGGUUCGCCCCGCGGCGACGGCCGCGCCCGCGCGGCGAGCGCAGGGAGGAGAGCCUGCGGCGUCAAAUGGCCGCGCCGGUGCGCCCGGCCUGA
Prorocentrum cordatum is the source of this 1765-nucleotide messenger RNA. NCBI's taxonomy places the organism in Eukaryota, Dinophyceae, Prorocentrales, Prorocentraceae. The record is from the annotation of a GenBank genome assembly.